CCCCGAGAUACCUCGCCAGCAAGUCUCAAGUUGACGCCUGGAGCAUGGCAAAGCUCUCCCUCGCCUUACUGGCCCUCUCUAGCUUCGCCAGUGCCUCAUAUCUCCAACAGAUCCUCCCGGCCUACUCCCUCGACGACAUCAUCAAUGCCUCGCCCUUUCUCUCCCUCCACCGGGACCUUGUCCAGAUCCCCUCGGUCUCGGGCAACGAAUCCGCCGUGGGAGACUUUCUCACCGAAUACCUCGAAGCCCGGGACUUCACCGUCGUCCAACAGCCCGUCCUGGCCCCCGGCUCCUCCCAACCCCGGUACAAUAUCUUCGCCUACCCAUCAUCCGCGGGGCAAUCGCCGCCGGAAAUCCUCUUGACCAGCCACAUCGACACCGUUCCGCCCUUCAUCCCGUACUCCCUGCACCGCACGUCCGCCGACAUUCUCAUCGCCGGCCGCGGCACCGUCGACGCAAAGGCCAGCGUCGCGGCCCUCAUCUACGCCGCCCUCGAAACCCUCUCCCGCCACCCGACCGCCCCGCUGGCCCUGCUCUUCGUCGUCGACGAGGAAGUCGGCGGCGCCGGCAUGCAGGCCUUCUCCGCAAACACCACCCUCAACACCGCAGACUACCACACCGUCAUCUUCGGAGAGCCCACAGACCUUGCCCUCGUCGCCGGCCACAAGGGCCUGCUGGGGCUCGAAGUCGUCGCAACCGGCCAGGCCGCGCAUUCAGGCUACCCCUGGCUCGGCGAGAGCGCCGUCUCAGCCAUCCUCCCCGCCUUAUCCAUCCUCGACAAACUCGGCGACCUCCCCGCCGCCGACGGCGGACUGCCCGCGAGCCCCAAGUACGGCCGCACCACCGUCAACAUCGGCCACGUGGUUGCCGGCGUCGCGGCCAAUGUGGUCCCCGCGUCGGCCGUCGCUACGGUGGCGGUGCGCUUGGCCGCGAGCACGCCCGCGGAAGCGCGCGCGAUCAUCCGCGCGGCCGUGGCCAACGCGACGACGGCCGACAAUCCGCAUGGUGUGGUUUUGGAUUUCCAGAAACAUGCGGGCGCUUAUCCGCCGCAGGAUCUGGAUGUCGACGUGCCGGGGUUCCCUGUGACAACGGUGAAUUAUGGAACGGACGUGCCGAAUCUGGAGCUGCGCGGGGGGCCCGCUGUGAAGAGGUAUCUGUAUGGGCCGGGGAGUAUUCAUGUAGCGCAUGGCGAUACCGAGGCGAUUACCGUUGGGCAGUUGGAGGAGGCGGUUAGGGGGUAUACGCGAUUGAUCGAGGCAGCAUUACAUUAAUACAUAUAUAUAUAUAUAUAUAUAUAAUUUAAAAAAAAAGCAAAUGAAUAGUUACCUUGUUACUUACUACCUAGAUAUAUAUAUAUAUAUAUAUACAGAACAGCAGAUCUAAUAAGAC
Messenger RNA from Aspergillus ochraceoroseus IBT 24754, 1389 nucleotides. RefSeq lists its product as uncharacterized. The coding region runs from base 45 to 1271 and encodes 408 amino acids. NCBI's taxonomy places the organism in Eukaryota, Fungi, Ascomycota, Eurotiomycetes, Eurotiales, Aspergillaceae. The transcript has a single exon. The record is from RefSeq and is a predicted model, not a curated record. Gene Ontology annotation, molecular function: hydrolase activity.